Molecule: messenger RNA, 1179 nt
Organism: Caenorhabditis bovis
Lineage: Eukaryota; Metazoa; Nematoda; Chromadorea; Rhabditida; Rhabditidae
Source: the annotation of a GenBank genome assembly
AUGCACGAAGAAACUAUAUCGGAAUCGCAAAAAAUUCAUUCAUCGAAUGAUGAAGUUGCGAGAGGUGAAGUGGUUCGUAUUCCGGUUAACCAAGCCACGCGAUUUUCGAAUACGCCAAUUGUCGAGCCGAAACAAGAGCCUAAAUACGAGCCGAUGCAUAUCGAAGCCGAGGUUCCGCUUCCAGUUCAUCCUCAGCCAAUGCCCGUCCAUCAGCCGCUCGUUGUACCACAGCCACCACCCAUUCCGCAAGUUAUUCCGGCUAUCAACACACCGAUGGAAUUGGCUGCUGAUCAGCGCCAUACUUUCAUGAUUCCGCCAACGGAUCCUCUAUAUCAACUUGUCGUUGGAUUCUAUCUUGGAUUAAAAGCCGAAAUAAAUAAAGCACAGAUUGCUGACAAAGACUAUUGCCUUUCGCUUUGUCAAGAAAUUGAAAUUGCAAAGAUCAAACAACGUGAACUUCAAGAAGCAACUGCAUUACUAUCAGUUGAAGUGGAACGUGAGCUCGGCAAAGGGGUUCAGUUUCUCAAAGAACGGCUCAAUGAGCUCGAAAUGGGAGAUUGUCACGAAGUUGCUGAGCUUUUAAACGGAUCGAAAAGCAUUGUCGCGCGGCAUAAGGAAUUGACGCAUAAAGUAGCUGUAGCUGAAGCGGCUUGCUGUUUUGAAGAGCAGAAGCUGCGAGAGCUCAAAGGCGGUGACAAGAUUAUCGAUUUUCUUAAUGCAACUGCUAUUGGUGACAUUGAUCUCCAAAAGUGUACAGAAUCGAAUAUUCGCGCCAACAUGAAUUUGAGUUACGAUGAACUGAAUGAUCAAAAUGUGAUCUCUCCGGUUACUGGAAUCAAUAGCAACACGGGCGGAUCGCGUCGAACUCGUCCGCGCCAACGGACAAGCGGAAACUCGAAACGAGCCGGCUCAGGCGCUGGAAAAAACGACGAGCCGAGUGAAGAUGUUGAGCGCGAAAUUCAACAAUUUGUGCAGCAAGCGCUCAAAGUUGAUAAUGCGGUCAAAGAGAAAGAGCGACGAGCCCGUGGAAGCGGCGGAGGCUCGUCCGAAAAGUCGACGUCUCGCAAAUUGUCGAACAAUCCACCUCCCCCGUCCGCCUCUAGCCAACCUCCACAAUCUGUUGCAGCACCUCUACCUCCAGAUGCGAGCCUUAUUCGUUCCGGACCUCUCCUUCCCUAA